GAGUGAAGUCCAUCCACUCCUCUCCCAUUCUGCUGUUCUCUUCUCCAUCUAACUCAACACUUCAAUUUCUUCGCCAUGAACCUUCACCUUACACACAUAAAACUGGCCAUUUUAUCAAUAUCCAUGAUGAUUUUCACCUGCAAAACCUCAUCGACCAACAGCCUGCAUCCAGUGAUCUUGAUACCGGGAAGUGGGGGCAACCAGCUCGAAGCCAGGCUGACAGCAGAGUACAAGUCCUCAAGCUUGCUGUGCAACCGAUGGUACCCACUGAAGAAGGACCCUGACGGGUGGUUCAGGCUUUGGUUCGACCCCACUGUGCUUUUCAAACCCUUCACCAAAUGCUUCAAUAAGAGGAUGAUGAUUUACUAUGACCCUGAUGUGGAUGAUUACCAUAAUGCCCCUGGUGUUGAGACUAGAGUGCCUUCUUUCGGCUCUACUCAGGGCCUUCUCUAUCUUAAUCCUAAUCUCAAAAGUAUAACAUCGUACAUGGAACCUCUGGUGAGAUCUUUGGAAGAAGUAGGGUAUGUAAGUGGGAGCAACCUCUUCGGCGCACCGUAUGAUUUUAGAUAUGGAUUGGCUGCCGAAGGCCACCCCUCCAUCGUCGGCUCAAAAUUCCUCUCUGACCUGAAAAAUCUAAUAGAAUCCGCAAGUAAUUCGAGCGGAGGGAGGCCUGUAAUCCUUCUAUCGCACAGCCUAGGAGGGCUAUUCGUCCUGCAACUCCUCGACCGCAAUCCAACUUCUUGGCGCCAUAAGUAUAUAAAACACUUUAUCGCAUUGUCCGCGCCAUGGGGCGGCACGGUGGAAGAAAUGCGCACUUUUGCGUCAGGAAAUGCGUUUGGGGUGCCAUUAGUCGACCCGUUGCUGGUCAGGGAAGAGCAGAGGAGUUGCGCUACUAACCUAUGGCUCAUGCCAUCUCCAAAAGUGUUCGACAGGACGAAACCGCUUGUGAUCACCCGAAACGGCUCAUAUUCGAGCUCUGAUAUUGCUCAGUUCCUUCAAGAUAUUGGGUUUCCUGAAGGAGUCCGGCCUUAUAAGAUGCGUGUUUUGCCUUUGGUUCAGAGUUUGCCUAGCCCUCAAGUGCCUGUUACGUGCGUUUUUGGUAGUGGGGUGAGGACACCGGAGACUUUGUUCUACGGGGAUUCUGGGUUUGAGAAGAGGCCGGAGGUUGUGUAUGGGGAUGGGGACGGCACGGUGAAUAUGGUAAGCCUGAUGGCAUUGGAAUCGGCUUGGGACGGUAGGGAGAAUCAGUCGCUUAAGGUCAUCAAGAUUCCUGGAGUGUCUCACACAUCUAUACUGAAAGAUGGGACUGCACUUGGUAGAAUAAUUGGUGAAGUUUCUGGCAUCAAUUAUGAAAUUUCAACAAGUUUACUUCGUUGGGUUUGAAUUUUUCUAUUACAAAUUCACACCCCAUUCCCUAUUACAUUUGGGUUAAAAGCGAAUACCCACUGUUGUCAGCAUUGUUUAAAAAAUCUCACGUGGAAAAAAUAAUUACUAGAAAACUUCCUUGUGUUUCUCAAAUGGUACAAAAGUACAGCCUCCGAUUCGUGAA
Molecule: messenger RNA, 1549 nt
Organism: Sesamum indicum (sesame)
Lineage: Eukaryota; Viridiplantae; Streptophyta; Magnoliopsida; Lamiales; Pedaliaceae
Product: alpha/beta-Hydrolases superfamily protein
Biological process (GO): lipid metabolic process
Source: RefSeq, a predicted model, not a curated record